Molecule: messenger RNA, 2217 nt
Organism: Talaromyces stipitatus ATCC 10500
Lineage: Eukaryota; Fungi; Ascomycota; Eurotiomycetes; Eurotiales; Trichocomaceae
Product: cell cycle control protein Cdc123
Exons: 3
Coding region: 241-1461 (406 amino acids)
Cellular component (GO): cytoplasm
Source: RefSeq, a predicted model, not a curated record
ACAUUCAAAACGCGCUUUUCUUCUCUUAUUCUCUUGAGGACUUUGAAUUGUUCGAAUUCUGCUCAUUUUGAUUGUUCUGUCACUUGGAUUCUUCUGUCACAUUAAUCAGAACGCGGAGCAUGUGAUUGUGUUGCCCCACCAAGAAUAUUUCCAUAUUCUUUUCUACACGACAAAAUCGACCGUUUACAUUGAAACUUGUCAAUAAAAGAGCUCUCGCAGAAAACCAAAGGCACAUAUAUCAUGCUGUCCAGUGACACUACGACAGAGCCUGUCGAGGCCACCCAGGCCCCUAAAAAGCUUCCCUUCCCCCCAGUCACUCGAACUCAGAUAUUGCAUUGCUCAUAUCAUUACUGGCAUCCGCUCUAUCGAGCUAUUACUCCGAAAGCCCGUCUUAUCCCGCUAUCCGACGCUUUCCUUUCGUACCUCCGCGCCGACGGAAUUGUGCUUCCUCCUGAUAAUCCAAGCCGGGCAGCGAUGAUGGGCGAUGACAGCGGCAUAGAAACUUCUGAUUCUGAAGACGAUGGCGAUCAAGAAGAUCCAUCAGAAGAAUGGAGUGAUAUCCACAUACAGAUUGAAGAGACUAUCCGGGAACUAGACGGCAAAGUCACCCCGAAACUCAACUGGAGUGCUCCCAAAGACGCAACCUGGAUUGCGGUUACGAAUGACCUUCAGUGUCAGACACCGAACGAUAUCUACUUGUUGCUGAAGAGCAGUGAUUUCAUUACGCACGAUUUGGAGCAUGUCUUUGACGAUACAGACCCGGAACCGGAGGAUUCAGUCAGUACGACAGAGGAUCUCGAUACUACUAAUAUCCCUUAUUAUCUUGUUCUUCGCAAAUACUUCAACCUCAACCCAUCGUUAGAGUUUCGAUGCUUUGUCCGAAACCGCACGCUGUUGUGCAUGUGUCAGCGUGACUUGAAUCAUUUUGACUUCUUAUUCGCCAUGCGCGACAUGCUCGUGUCUAGAAUUCAGACAUUCUUUGAUGAAAAACUCAAAGACACCUUUCCGGAACCGAAUUUUGUGUUCGACGUUUAUGUCCCACCGCCUCACGAACGGGUGUGGCUUAUUGAUAUCAAUCCGUGGGCGCUCAGGACCGAUCCACUGCUGUUCAGCUGGUUGGAGAUUCUGACCAUGAAGGAUUUGGCGCCACUUGAAGACGAGGUUGUGCGACUGUCUCUUAGAGACGAUGGAUGCUCUGCAUCACCAGAUAAUGAUUCGGCUGCGGCAGCAGAAGAAAUCGAGAACAUUUCAUCAGUUCCGGAACUUCGAUUAGUGGAGCGUGAUGAUCCAGAGGCGUAUGGAUUUACUUCGCCGCAAUACUCUGCUCAUAAACUUCCUCGAGACGUUGUGGACGCUUCUCAGUCAGGGACUGGAGGUAUGGCGUCUUUUAUGCAGCAGUGGAAGGAUCUGCUUGCACAAGAGAGGCAGCAGCAGCAAGCAGAGUCAAGCGAUGACGAGUAGAUUUAUCUCACACCGGGUUUUUUGAAUCAUCAUCCGCGCAGAGAGGGGUUGAGCGACCCAUGUAUUUGGAAAAUAUUGGCGAGCUUUCUAAAUUCUUCCUGUGGAUAACCAGCAACAAAUCUAUCCACACCACCAAACACCUCUAACAAAUUCUGUCUAUCAAGAAUCUCGCGUUCCGGUUGGCGAAUAAGUCUCUUGAUACCCAGAAGACUAGUCUGGUUCAGAUGCAGACCUAAUCUAUCAUCAACCUCAGCCAGAACAGCUUUCAAAAAUCCAUCAGAAUCAUUAUUUCUCCCGGAUGGCGCAGGGAUAACUUUGUUCACGAAACCAGUUGAUACUAGUUCCUCGCAUGUGAUUCGCCUACUCAUGAGCAGCGCCUCGUUUGCUUUGGAAAUACCGAGUCUUUGUACAAACCCCCUCGAAGCACCGCCUUCGGCGACCAAACCCAGUGACGAAAAAGGUGUGAGAAGGAACGUAUGAGGAGCAGCGUAGAUGAAAUCCGCAAAGGAGAUAAUAGCGGCAGUGAGUCCGACGACGGGACCGUUGAGAGCAACCACAAGGAUCUUUGAAUGAUUGUACACGGUGCGUGUAAUGUCCAGGUUAUUUACGAGGAAUGAGCGCAUUAUUUCUCGGCGCUGUUCCUCUUCAGACAGAGUGUUGUCUGCUCGACGACUGACCCCGUUGCCGCGGAUAUCAGCACCACUUGCGAUAGUUAGCCAGUCGAUCAAUGAUUUAAAUGAAAUGCAAGAAUAUUUU